CACUCUUUCUCUCAUUUCCCACUCAUAUACUAUUUUAUCUUCUUUUUUCUUUUCUUGUUAUCCUAUUAUAUAAAAAAAUUCCCAAAUUUAAUCACACAUUUUUGCAGUUAACCCCUCCUUGUUCUCUCAUAGUCGACUCCAUUUGUUCUUUCUCACUCUCAACCACUCCCACUACUCACUCUCGUUUUUUGAGAAAACCCAAUUCAUAAAAAAACCAAAAUACAUAUACAAUUCCUUUUGAAUGAGCUUCUCUUGAUUUCCAUUUUCAUCUCCGGUUUUUAUAAACCCACCACGCUUUUUUUUUUUUUUUGCAUGGAAGAGGAGCGAGUUCAUAACUAAUCUCUGCUACCUUCUUCUUAGGUGGGGUUUUCAGAAAGUUUCCUAAUCAUGGGUUUCGAGAGACCAUCAUCAUCUUCAUCAUUAUUGUCAUCAUCAUUACCAUCAUCAUUACCAACAUCAGAAAACACGAUAGCCAAGUUCAGUCUCUUCUAUAUAUUACUACUCUUCUUCGUCCUCUGUGUCAUUACCACCUUCAUAAUAACUCCCACUUCGCUUUCUUCUCCAUAUAUUAGGAAUUCUAACUCUGGGAAACUAGGGAACUUCUAUCCACAGGAGGAAGGCCAGAGUACAGUAGUUAUGAAGAAAACGAGGAAAUUAGGUAACAGGAGCAAGGAGGCGGAGCUACGGAGGAUUCUAAGGGGACUGGGUUCAUCUCCGCCACGGUGCUCCUCUAAGUGUGGAAGAUGCACGCCGUGCAAGCCUGUGCAUGUUCCGGUACCUCCGGGGACGCCUGUCACCGCCGAAUACUACCCCGAAGCUUGGAGAUGCAAGUGCGGCAACAAGUUGUACAUGCCAUGAUCUUUUAUAAUAUAUAUACUCACAUAUAUACAUUAUAUAAUGAAUUAUAUGCAUGUUCGUCGUCAUAUCUAAUGUCUCUACUCAAAUAUUUAUAAAUUAUUAUACAUUAGACAUGUUGCUAGGAAAACCCCUACGUAAAACUUUUGCUGAUGAAUUGAUUGAUGAUGCUCGUUUACAUAAUUCAUGAGUAUGUUAUGCUAUUGAUUAUGUCA
Messenger RNA from Arabidopsis lyrata subsp. lyrata, 1070 nucleotides. Its product is annotated as EPIDERMAL PATTERNING FACTOR-like protein 6. The transcript has 3 exons. Gene Ontology annotation, biological process: stomatal complex development; guard cell differentiation. The coding region runs from base 388 to 858 and encodes 156 amino acids. The record is from RefSeq and is a predicted model, not a curated record. Lineage: Eukaryota; Viridiplantae; Streptophyta; Magnoliopsida; Brassicales; Brassicaceae.